AUGUCCACUAAUGAUAUAAAGGUCUUUUUGGAUCUUGUCAAAAAUGCUCAAGAAAUUAGAGAUAUUGGACAAAUAUUAGACUAUUUCAAUCAAUAUGCUGGAGCUCGUAUAGACGCCAACGAUGACCCCAAUCAUGAAAAUGUCUAUUUAGAAGAUUUCAAAACACUUGAAAAGUUGCCAGAUUUGAUUGAAGCUUUAUGGUGGAGAUUAGUCAGCCCAAGUGAAUUAACAACUAAAGCUAGAAGCUUUAUGAAAAUUUGUAUAGACUAUGCCAUUAGUAGAUUAUCAAAGGAAGAGGGAUCCAAUGAUUACCUUCGAUUAAUAAUUGUAUUAUUUUCACCAAAACCAUACACAAGAUCCGAAUAUCGAUUUUCAAAUGAAUACAAUAAUGAAAAGAGCAUUCCAAACAAGAUCUCUGAAAAUUUAAUUCAUUAUUUUGGUCAACUUAGUGGUAUUGAAUUAAUUAAAGAAAAGAUCAAAGUUCAUAAAUAUUCUUUUGAUACAUUAAAGAAAUUAUUAAAUAUUAUUAAAAAGUAUUCAAAGAAAAUGGAAACACAAGAUACUGAACAAGAUAUUGAACAAUUUGUAAAGCUUGUAUUUAGCAAGGUACUUGGAACCAGUGAUGAAGAGUUUAAGAAUGAAAACAAAAAAGAUAUGGAUCUGAUUAUAAAGUAUCUUAAUAGUAUCAUUGUCAACACUACCGACAAUCAAACUCGUUUUGCAGAUAUCAUUCAAACCUUUAGCUUGGAUGUUGCAUUCAAAUGUUUCAAAUCACCAUCACUCGAAAAGAGAAAUGCAGGUUUAAAUGAUAUCAUCAAGUAUACUAAAAUCAAUGAAGGUUAUUUAAUGUAUAAACAAGGAAACACAAUUUCUCAAGAGAAAUUGGUAAAUUGGAUUAAAGAAAAUAAGAUUGUAGAGAUUUUAUAUGGUGAAACGAUGCAUAUGCAGUUACUACAAAAAUGUACAGAUAUAUUAAAGUUCCUUGUAGAAAAGAAAGUUUUUGAACGAAAGUAUCUUGAUCUCAUGUGGAAUGCCGCCGAGGGCAAACACGAGACCAUCGAGAAUGUAAUCUAUGAAACCAUCGGCAAUAUCUCGCAGGUGUUGCCACUCUGCGAAGUCGAGUAUUUGUACCAAAAGAUAAAGGAAAUUCCACUCUCGCAAUACACUAACCAAACCCUGCAACUCAUCUCGUGUCUCACCCAGCAUCGUACUCACCACUACAACAGUAUCAAUGCCAUCGACAGUGACAUUUCGUCCUCUCCCAAUUAUUCACCUUCCUCCUCGUCUGUUCAACAACAACAACAACAACAAGGUCAACAACAGUCAUCAUCUCAACCACCUUCACCAACUUCAUUGGUACAAAAUCAAACGAUUGUAUCAAGAGGUCUUGAGAUCUUUUGGAUGCUCAUCCAGGAUGACAGUGAGGUUUCGUUAGAGUUGGCACAACAGGCUUUGUACCAUCUCCAAGAGACUCUCAACUUCCACUCGUCGUAUCGCACCGAGUAUCUUCAAAAGUGUGUCGACAAUAUCAAGAACCACACCACUGUUCUCUACUCGCUUCGUAUCAUUCAAAAUAUCAUCAUUACACACAGUGAUCGUCUCCGUUCACAGAGAUAUCAGAGUGGCAACACUGGGACCAUGGUCAUGAUGGGUGGUAACCAACAAGCCCCGUCCAUGCAAGACAUCCCCGCCAACUGUAUUCGUCAAGUCGAUGAACAAACCCAUUUGAUUCACAUCUUUUUCCAACACCUCACCUACUACAAGUCCGAGUGUGAGGCUGCCAUCUCCAAGAUGAUGAUCGUAGAUGGAGUCGACCAUUCAGUCUGUGAAACCGUCCUCCAAGGAAAACAUAAUCACUUUGAACAAAUUAAUGAUUAUCUCAAUUUCCUCUACUUUAUUUUCGAUCAAGGAAAUUAUCAAAUCACAAAUGAACAACUUAAUAUUCUUUGGCAAGUAUUUGUUGUUAAUCCAAUCUCUCCAAAAGAUCGUGAUACUUUCUUUAAAUGGACUGAAAAAUGUCUUUAUAAUUUAAAUGAAUCACAUUUAACUUAUAUUUUAAACAAAUUUGAAGAAAUUUCAUUUGUUGAUUUAGAACAAUCAGGUGCAUCAUUAUAUAUUACUUGUAUGAAACAAGUUAAUAAUAAUAUUACCAAUGAAACAUCUCAAUUGAUUGGUGUUGGCACUUUAUGGAGAAUGGCAUUAGAAUCAAAAAAUGAAGAAGUUGGUAAAGAAACUAAUUCAUUCUUGAUUGAUUUGUAUAAAUAUAUUCGAUCAUUAAAUCAUAAAGAAGAAUUUUUAAUAUUUUGUAUGAAAAAACUAUCAGAAAUUCCAUUGGAAAGUGCAAAGAGUGGAGAAGGAAACAGUACGGUAAUGAGAAUUCUAUCGUUGAUGAAAAUCUAUGUAGAAUUUUAUGGUGGUACUGUAUCUGAUUCUUUCCGUAAAUGCUUUGCUCCAUCGAUCAAUGUCACUUUUAGCAACCAAAAGAUGAGACAAACACUUCAAGUUCGUGCAAGCGAGCGAGUUGGUGAAAUCAAGAACCGAUUAGGUAGCAUUCUCAAGGUUCACCCAGGUUGUCUUGCACUGUUCCAUCAGAGCAAGCCAAUGCACCACGACUGGGAGACGUUGGAUGAUUACCGUGUCUGCAACCAAGACACUAUUUUGGUCAAUGAAAUGAGCGAACCACGUGCAUUUACCCAAAAUGACGAUCAAAUCCAAUUGGACUUUGACCAGAGCAAGUUCUCACUACUCUUUUCAUUGUUGUCGAUCGAGUCGAUUGCACCUACUCUUUGGGAGGUGUUGAUGUUGUUGCCAGUCAAUCGUCACUUUGUAGACGUGUUGUCGUCGAUUACCAAUGAAGCUGCUUCGGGUAUCAACUGGGAGCAGUUGCUUGACCAUCAGUCUGUCUUUAAGUUGUUGUACACGUUGUUGAUCAUCGAUCGCUUUGCCUCGGGUGCCGAAUGGCGUGCCCACUUUAUCGAGAGUGGAGGUCUCAAGGAGUUGAUUAAUAUCCUCAUGACGGUCGACUUGCAACACGAGUCCAAGGGACCCAAGCGCAAGAAAUGUCUCACUCUGCUGCUCACCAUCAUCACUCCAAUGUUGUAUGACCAAAACUAUAUGAUCAAUUUGACAUUGCUCGGCGUACCACCCUCUCACUUUUUGUCACGUUUGCUUGACCUCACCUGGAACCAGGCACAAGAGACGACCAAGGAAGAAGAGGAGCAGUUUACUCUUCACCACUUCCUCACCGAUGAUGGAGAGGUUAUUCAAAACCUCAUGUGGCUCAUCUUCUCGUUGUUGGCUUUGCCUGACCAGUUGGAGAUGUUUUGCAAGCGUCCCAAUAUUAGCAAGUGGAUCUUUUUGCUGCUUGUAGAGAGCAAGGACGUGUCGGUUCGUGACUGCGCCUUUAACCGUCUCGAUCAAUUCUGUUCCACCAGCGAUCAGGCACACAGCUUUUUCCUUGGCAAAUGUCUCGAGAUUGUGCAAGAGACUGUUGGAUCGGAUAAGCACUCGUUUACCUCGUCGCAAUUCUUUACAUUGUUUGGUAGAUUGCUCACACAUAGCUGUCAACCCAACCAUAUCUAUCACCAACAACAGCAGUUGUCUGGUGGAUCAUCACAACCAUCACACCCAAUCCAACCCGAGCAGGUUAUUAUCGACCAGUACUCUGGUCUACUCAACAACUUGGUCAAGUGGAUCAAGGAGCAUCCAGUCGUCGAGACACAAAACAAUCUGAUUCAACCCGACCAAGUAAUCAUUGGAUUGAUCCAAUUGGUGACUACGCUAGUUCGUGCCAGUCACACCUUCAAGGUGGAAGCUGGAUUCAAUCAAGAUUUGGUUGGCGAGAUCUUCCACCAAUGCCUGUUUGACAUUGCGACUGCCGAGAAUCACGGUCCACUCUGUCCACCAAAGUGCAAGACCAAGGAGAGCAGAGAUGUAUGUUUUACGUUGCUUCUCGAGCUUGCCAAGGACUGUGCCGAAAACUACUCCCGUCUUGUCCAACUUCUCAUCCUCCAAAACAAGCCAGAUGAAAAGAGAGCACUCUGGAACUAUCAGCCAACCGGCACUGAAAAGUCUGGCUGUGGCUAUGUCGGUCUCAAGAACUUGGGUGCCACCUGCUACAUCAACUCGUUGAUGCAACAGUUGUUUAUGAUUCCCGCUUUCCGUUAUUCGAUUUUACAGACGGACGAAGUCAACCCAACCAACGAGAGUCUGCUCCAACAACUCAAGAUCAUCUUUGCCAACCUCCAAGAAUCUGAAAAGCGAUCACACGAUCCCAAAGACUUUUGCACAGCCUACAAGUAUGACGGCCAACCCAUCAAUGUCUACAUUCAGAUGGAUGUCGACGAGUUUUUCAACAUGCUCUUUGACCGUCUCGAGAACCAACUCAAAGGCACUGAAAAUGAAAAGUUGCUCAAUGACUUUUUCGGUGGUAGCACUGUCAACCAGUUUAUCUCUCAAGAAUGUCCACACGUAUCGGAACGUGAAGAAUCAUUCUACACUGUCAGUGUAGAGGUAAAGAACAAACGUGACAUUUUAGAGAGUUUGCAAUUGUUUGUUGAAAGUGAAACACUUGACGGUGACAAUAAGUACUUUUGUAGUCAAUGCUCUCAAAAGGUAAAGUGUUUGAUGAGACGUUGUGUCAAACAACUUCCAAACACUCUUAUUCUUCACAACAAGAGAUUCGAAUUUGAUUUGGAUUUAAUGCGUCGUACAAAGAUUAAUGAUGCUCUUCGUUUCCCAAUGACCCUCGAUAUGGCUCCCUACACUAAAGAAUAUCUUGAAAGAAAGGAAGCAAUUGAAAAGGAAAAAGAAAAACAACAAUCAAAUCAACAAGAUGGUGAAAAUGGUGAAAGUGGUUCAACUCAACCAGCAGCUGCUGAACUACAAGAAGAAAAGAAAUCUUUGCCACAAAUGAAACCAGCAUCAUAUUAUCAAUAUGAAUUAUCUGGUAUUUUGGUUCAUUCUGGUACAGCCGAUUCAGGUCAUUAUUAUUCAUUUAUCAAGGAACGUGAACCACAUCCAGCAUCUGGUCAACAGAGACGUUGGAUUCAAUUCAAUGAUCAAUUGACCGAGAUUUUCAACCCAGAGGAUAUUGCCAAGGCAUGUUUUGGUGGUUAUGACCAACCAAACGACAAGGGUAUCAUGGGACGUCCCACUCCACGUUACAACAAUGCCUACAUGUUGUUUUAUGAACGUGUUGGAUACAGCGAGUCGUUGGGAGCCAAGCAAAACUUCCAAAACCUCACUCCCACCCAACAGAGCAAGUUGGUGCCACAAGACAUUUUCAAUCAAGUGUGGAAAAAGAAUAUGAAAUUCCUCAAUGACAAGAAUAUCUUUGACCAGAGUUACUUUAACUUUAUUGCCGAAGUGUUGCGUAUUGAUCCAAUCGCCACCACUCCCAAGAAUAUUCGCCUGUCACAACCAUUUGACCAAUCAAUGAUGGCAAUCGAGCUGGGUACCCGUUUCAUCAUUGAAACCAUCUCUCAUUCCAAGGAAAGAAAGCCACUCCCAGACUUUGUCGAUCAUAUCAUUCGCAUGUACGGACGCAAUCCAGAUGCCUGUGCAUGGUUGCUCAGUACCAUCAUUGAAAAUCCUACCUGGAUUAAACAAAACAUGUUGGUUUGUAUCACUACUGAACCAAGAGAAUCACUCGCCAAGAUUCUUUUCCAUGUUUUAAAUGUCUUAAUCCCAACCGAAAGACAUCAAUAUCUUGAUUUUGAACCAACUAGAAAUAAUAAUAAUAGUAAUAAUAUAGUUACACCAACAACAGUUCAACAACAACAACAACAAGUUGUAGGAGCACAUCGUCAAAAAGGUUUUAAUCAACAGUUGCAAGAAGAAAAACCAAUGGAUUUGGACAAGAAACCAUUAAAAUCAAUUAUUGCAAAGGAUGAUGGUAUUAGAAUUGGAGAUUUGUCACCAAACAAUAGUGAUGAUGAAGAAGAAGAAGAGGAAGAAGAAGAGGAAGAUAUGAUACCCAAAUCAUUGGUUGCUCAUUUCCUCGAUGUCUAUCUCGAGUUUAUCAAGGAUGCACCCAAUUAUUGGAAAAACUUUUUACAAUACUUUGGAUUUAUCAGAGACUUUUCACUUGUUGGAUGGGAGGAACGUGCUCUUUUGUUGAACCGUAAUGUAUUGUUGCACUUGAUUGACUUUUACAUGGGAGAGGAAUCACCAAUGCGCGAACCACACCAAAAAAAGACAAAGAUGGGCGACAAGUAUGCACAACCACAGUAUGCAGGCAUGCUAGAGACCAUCUCUAUUCUCUGUCGUUCGGCACACACCAAGUACACUAGCCAACUCGACGCAGACAAGGCCAUUUCCUGCUUUAAUGAUCCACUCAUUCACAUAAACGACGACGACUAUGAAAUGUUGAUCAAUCCAGCCUUUAUCGUAAAGACAUUGCGUGACCAGAUCCAACAAAAGUCGACCAACGAGAUUAUUACCCAUCUCUGUUAUGGUGACCUCGACUACUCACUCCAAUUGAUUGGCGCCAUUGAACAAUUUGACAAUCGUUCAUCACUCGACGCCUUGUUUGUACUCAUUGAACUCGACGAUGAAUUCCAAUACGAACGUUGUGACCGUGCCAUUAGAGCCUACAUUAAUCUACUCGACGAUGCCGGUAGCAUGGCCAAGCAACGUACCUAUGCCACCUACACCAAGUCGAUCAUUGACUUGGCAUCGAGCAAGCCAUCGGUCAAGCAAUGGUUCAAACAAAACUUGGACGAAUGGGCCUUUAACUGGUUGGUCAAUGAGUCGUAUGACGUUAGAAACGAUGCAUUCAAUCUCUUGACAGACAUGUUUGAGUUUACAGAGUUGGAUUACACAUCGACCGGUGGUUCUGACUUUAUCUAUCCACAAUUGACCGACAACCAACUCGGUCAAAUCCGUCGUCUCUAUGAAAGUUUGGUCAGCAAUCUCCAAGACGUCAAGAAUGUUGUCACUGGCAACGACAAGGAAUCACGUAUCUACAACCGCUACGAAUCCUAUAUCAAAUUGAUGACAUUUUGUUUGCUCAAUGAUCCAGAGCUCAAAGAGACUUUCAAAGACAUUAGCAAGAAUGCACUCAAGAUUCUUUCCGUCUUUAUCACGAUCAAUGCAGCCAUUGAAAAGAACCGUCAAGAGAUGAUGCACUUUGUAGCCACCAUGAUCCAAGACCACCCAGAGAAUCUAAAGAUCCUCCUCGCCAACCCAUUUGCCACCAAAUUGAUGGACUAUUUCAUCAGUAUUUCACCAAAGGAGGAUUUGAAGUUGUACAAUGCAAAGUCACUUCCCUAUCUCUAUCGUGUCUUGUUUACACUGAUCAAAGUGUCACCAGAGAUUGCCCAAAACGUGUGUGGACACAACAACUAUUGUUGGGCACUCAACUAUAUCUACUUGGAGUGUGGAGAGUAUGCUGAAUCGGCCCGUUGGCUCUUUGAAAUGACUGAAUACUUUAGCGUCAAGUACCCACAGCAAAUGACCAAGAUUCUAUCUUCUUGUCUCAGCUUCCACAACUUUUCCCACUAUCCUCCCCAUCUUGCUCCUCUCAUGUUGCUCAUCCUCCAAAAGAAACGUGACGCUGCUCUCUUUUUCAAUAUUUGUCGUAUUAAUUCUGAUAGUUCAUGGAUCCCAAUUGAAGCCAUUCUCAAAUCUCUCAAAUCUAAAUGUCUUCAAUAUGAUCCAAGUAUCAAUAUUAAAAUGUUGGAUCUAAUCUAUAGAAUUUUAUUUUUAGUUAGAAAAGAUAAUCAAAAUAAUAAUAAUAUGACGAUGACAAAUACUCCACCUCAAUCAGCAUCAUCACCAAAGGAUGCAAUUAUAAUUGAUGGUAUUGCAGGUGAAGAAAAUGUUGUUCAAUUACCACCACCUCAACAACAAAAGAAGAUUGACGACGUUCAAGUUUCAAUUUGGGAACCAAACAAUCCUCAACUCAAAUUUGUUGUAACAAGUCUUUUCCAAUUCUUUGAAAAUCAACCAAUGUAUGCAUCAAAUAUUGUUAAAAUCUUUAACCUUAUUGCAUUGGAAUCUCCAAUUGGUUUGAUCAACAUUCUUUCAGAUUGUCUAAACAAAAAGAAUACUCAACCUGUAAAUAUUAGUCAACAACAACAACAACAACAAAAUCAAAAUAACAAUAAUAAUCAAAAUAAUAAUAAUAGUCAAAAUUCUCAAGAGAUUAUAUUGGUUGGAGUAAAUCAACAACAAUUACAACUUGAAGAAUUUUAUGGACAAAUGAUGGGUAUUGUUGAUUUGGCAAUGCAAAACACCAAUCAACCACCAGUUCAACACAAAGGUUUCACCAUUAUUCUAAAGUUGAUUAAAGAGAUGAUUUCGGUUGGAUUGGAUCGUGGUUAUGUUGCCAUGGUGGAAUUGGCUCAAAAGAACCCAAUCCAUCUAAAGGAUGAAGAAAAGGCAUCGGUUGUAUUAUUUGCCAUCACCAAUCCACAUACUCUUUCGCAUCACCAAGACUUUUUCGCCACUGUCAAACGUUUCUUUGUAGAGAUUGAACAUUACCUCUCCAAUCAAUCAAAUCAAGUUUUGGCUAGUGUCAUUAGAAUCGUUGAAGAUCAAAUCAACGUCUUGAUUGCUAGUAUUAAUUCUCUAAACUCUACAUUGACAGAUUUUAAUCCAAACCAACAACAACAACAACAACCAAUGAAUAAUGUUACAGAAGAGAUUGAAAAGAAUAUGUCAAACCUUACAGAUUCACUCAAAUCAAUUGAAAUUAUGAGUGGCAAUGCAGAUGCCACUGCUCAAAUCUCUCAACUCUUUGAUAUUUUAAAACCAUUUAGUUCUCAAAUCUCUGAUACCAAUGAUCAGGCUAAACGUUUCAAAUCAACUUUAAUCGAAUUAUCAAAAAAAAUCACAAAUUAA
This is a messenger RNA of Cavenderia fasciculata, 8847 nucleotides long. RefSeq names its product ubiquitin domain-containing protein. The transcript has 8 exons. Gene Ontology annotation, cellular component: nucleus; cytosol. NCBI's taxonomy places the organism in Eukaryota, Evosea, Eumycetozoa, Acytosteliales, Cavenderiaceae. Gene Ontology annotation, molecular function: cysteine-type deubiquitinase activity; cysteine-type endopeptidase activity; protein binding. The record is from RefSeq and is a predicted model, not a curated record. Bases 1 to 8847 code for a protein of 2948 amino acids. Gene Ontology annotation, biological process: protein deubiquitination.